Molecule: messenger RNA, 858 nt
Organism: Paramecium pentaurelia
Lineage: Eukaryota; Ciliophora; Oligohymenophorea; Peniculida; Parameciidae
Source: the annotation of a GenBank genome assembly
AUGUCAGGCCGAUUGAAUAAGAUAACAUCCUCAUUACGUGGAGGUGGUUGUGGCUCUAUUAAAACAAUACCCAACACAGAAAUAGUCUUAAAGUCUGAUAUUUAAGACAUAGAAAAUUUCAUUACUAGAUUUGAUUCUUUUGUCUAAACGAUUUACGCUAAAGCAGCUGUUGCUGCUAAUCAAUCAGAAGCUUAAGAAAUAAUGAUAGCCAUAUAAUGGCUUAUUUUUUAAGAGGAAAACAUUUAUAAACUCAUCAAGAAUGCCUAAAAGGUCUUGAAAUCAUACAACUUAAUUAUAGAUGGAAUCCUAAAAUUAUUGAAAAGUUGUUUGAUCUAUGUCAGAACGGAUUCAUUUAAAUUUUUAUUCAUCUUAAGGACGACAGCUUCUCUAUCUAAAGUGAUAUUUAGCUUCCAUAUAAGAAAGGAUUAGAGAUUUAUGAACUGUGAUACAUAAAAGCAAUUUGUGGAUAUUUGUGAUGAAUUAAGACAAUAAAUGGAAAUAGAGAAGAAUGAUUUAAUUCAUACUUAAUUGGAACUUUACGUUUUCUUAACAAAAACUUCUUUUCAAAUAGCCCCAAAUGAUGGUAAAGAUAGGGAUGAUAUAUUAAAUGGUUGCCUAAAUGGUAUCGUUAACUCAAUAUUUGAUAUGAAACCUAAUACUGAAUUGUUUAUGUAAUUGUAUCAUGGAGCCUGCCUACUUUACAAUAAGUAUACAGUUUAAAAAAAUAGAGAAUAAUUUGAAGUUUAUUUUUAAAUUGAUACGUUGUAAUGGGAGAUCAUAAAUAAUUAAAAAAUGACAGCUAACAGAAUUUGGAAGAAAUAAUUAUAUAAAUUGAGAAAACAAAUUAAAAACUUGUGA